AUAGAAAUUUCAUUUAUUGAAUAGAUUCAUGCGCAGUUUCGACGUAGAAAAAAAAUAAAUCGACUCACGCCGAGUUUCUGUUCAAAACACACCGUUGGCCUAGUAACCGGUGGUGAUAGAUCUACCCUCUGGACAACAACAAAUCAAUCACCAUGUAAAGGAGUAUGAAAGAGAGAGGGAAAGAGGGAGAGGUCACUGCCACUAUAUCAAAAAGUCAUCAACCUAUAGAAAAUAAUAAACAAUAUUUUUAUUGUAAAAUUAAUAUUAAAAAAUAUGACUGAACAUCGUGGUUCAUCAUUUGUUCAUUCUUGUGUUAAAGUACCAUUGGAUCCAUUUAGUCGUCAACCAACACCAUCAUAUGAAAGACCAAGAAUACAAAAACUUGAUAAAUCUAGUAAUCGUAAAAUUAAUUUUACCUCACAAAUUCAAUCAUCGAGACAACAUCAACAAGACUCAAAUCGUAUUGAAACAACAAGCUCAGACGACAGUAAUGUAGAUACAUUUAUUGAUUUUCUUGAAAGUAUACCAGACUAUGGUCAAGUUAAUCAUUUAUCAAAUGAACAAUUUAAACAAAAAUUAGAUUACUUAAAAAGAAAACAACGUUUAUUAUUAAAAAAUUUAAAAAAUUGUUUUGACAAUGACAAUGAUGAUCUUGAUGUUGAUGAAAAAAUUAAUACUAUUGAUAACAAAUCAACAAUAUUAUUACCAACAACAUCAACACCAAGUAUACCUGAUAAAUCAUCAUACAAAAAAUAUGACAAUGAAAAUAGUGGCUUAAAACUUUUUGGUAAAAAAUGUUAUCUUGAAGAUUCAAGAGCUGAAAGUCCAUGGUUAUGCUCAUCAAAUACAUUUGCUGGUCUUGCAGAAGAUCAAGAUCUCCUAACUUACAGGUCCAAAGAUAAAGCAAGUAAAACAGCUCGUAAUAAAGAAAUAUAUUCUGCUGGUAAAAGUUGGAGUAAUUGGAGUGAAUCAAAAAGUAACAGUGACAAUAGUGAUACAGAUAACACAGUUGAGACAAGAAGUUUACCAUCAAGAAGUCCAAAAAGAUGGCAUCCAACUGUUCCAAAACCAUUUACAUUUGCAUUGAGAGAUGAAGCUGAAAAAUACAUGACUCAAACUGAAACAGAGACUGAGGAAAAAUUAAAAGAAAAAUGUGGUUUUAAAAAAAAAAAACGAGUGAGACCAAUACCAUUGACAUCGAGAAUACCAUUGUAUGAUAAAUUGAUAGCAGCUAAAGAAGAAAGAUCUAGAAUAAUACGUGAAGAGUCUGCUUGGAGUCUGAUGUCACAGGUCAAGCCAUUUAGACUUGAGUGUGAUCGUCGAGCUGUUAAAAUAAUGAGUCGUUCAAGUCCUGAAUUACGAACAAAAAAAUUAUCAAGCAGUAGAUGUAGCUCAAGAUUUAAAGCUAAACCAGUACCAAAAAAUUUAUUUGGCACUGAGAUAUAUGAUCGUAUGCUUGAGGAUGAAUAUUUUAGACAAUUACAAAAAAAAAUAAGAGCAGCUGAGCUUAUGAAAUCAUCAUCAUUACCACCAUCAAUGGCUCGACGAGAAAGAAUAAAAUCAGCAACAUCAAGUGGUCCACGAUCACGUAAUUGUACAAAUAAUGAAUUUCAAAUAAAUGCUGAUGAUGAAUCAUCAAGUAGACUGUGUAGUUUAACACCAGCCAUAUCUGAAAGAUCAAGAUCUGCUAUGACAGAUUUAUCAACAAGAGGAAGUAAUUUAGCUGCUAUUUUAAGGUGUCAAGCAACAAGAGAUAAAUUUGAACGUGAAAUUAGAGAAAGAAUGGAGGAGAAGGCCAAGGAAUAUGCAAUGAAAAUGAGAAAAACUUUGAUAAGUCGUAAACCAGCUUGGAAAGAAAUGAGAACAGCUGCAAAGAAUGAACAUUCAAGAGAACUUGAUUUUCGAGUAUCAUUACGUAGAGAUGAAGCAAGAGAACAAGCUGAACGUCAUCGUCUAGAAAUGGAAAUGAUGUUGACUAGAGUUACACAAAUUCCAACUCUAUUUGAACGUCAUUCUCAGGGUUAUCAAACAAUGCGUCAAUUACAAUCACGAGUAUUAAAAUUAGAACGUAAAAAAAAAAAACGUAAAAAGAAAAUUGAUAAUUCAAGUAGUUUAGAAUCUGAUGAUUGUCAUUCGAAUUUGUUGAAUUUACCUGAUGAACAAAUGAUCCGAGUAUCACCGGGACAAUCAUCAAAGUCAUCUGGUUCAGUUGUAAAUAAAUUUCCAUCAUCAUCAUCACAAACACCCGAAAGAAAUAAAAUUAAAAGUACACGUGGAGGAUUGAGAGUAUCAAUCAAUGAAAAAGCUGAGUUAAUUCAAGAUGACGAAGAUGAUGAUGAUGAUGAUGAUGAUGAUGAUGAUGAUGAUGAUCGAUACACAUGUCCAAGUGAUGAAAAAAGUUCAACAAUAUUUAAUAACAAUACUACAUGAUUCAAAAAAAUAUCAUAACUUGCAAAAUUAAAACAAAGGAUAAUUAAAUAUAAUUCAAUGGAAAAAAAAACACUCAAUUGAUUAUAUAAAAAUAUCACUAUGUAAUUUACUAUUGAAACAUUAAUUAAAAAGGUUAUUAUUAUUCAUGAA
Aphidius gifuensis is the source of this 2580-nucleotide messenger RNA. RefSeq names its product protein FAM161A. The transcript is spliced from 6 exons. Gene Ontology annotation, biological process: cilium organization. The record is from RefSeq and is a predicted model, not a curated record. Gene Ontology annotation, cellular component: cilium. The coding region runs from base 274 to 2430 and encodes 718 amino acids. NCBI's taxonomy places the organism in Eukaryota, Metazoa, Arthropoda, Insecta, Hymenoptera, Braconidae.